Suillus fuscotomentosus is the source of this 477-nucleotide messenger RNA. RefSeq lists its product as uncharacterized. The transcript has a single exon. Bases 1 to 477 code for a protein of 158 amino acids. The record is from RefSeq and is a predicted model, not a curated record. Lineage: Eukaryota; Fungi; Basidiomycota; Agaricomycetes; Boletales; Suillaceae.
AUGUACCAAAACACACGGAAACACAUUCUAUCCUCUUAUCCCAAUGUAGUCAAAUUGAUCAUGAAUGACCUUCAGUCUCUCCGUCAAGUUGGUGUUGCACUGGACACUCUCCGCUGCCAUGGUAUCAUCCUUGCACGCCUGCAAUGCUCCAUUCCUGAAAUUUUUGAGCCUGUUGCCAAGGAUGGUUCUUGCUUCCGCUGUACUGAGAAUUGGGUGAAGGAGUUUCUUUAUGAACACCUCAGUUGGAGCUUCCGCAGGGCAACACGUGCCACACAAAAAACACCACCCAAUGUUGAUCAGAUUCUCCUCAACCAGUUCCUCCAUCUGUCACUCCCAAUUCAUAACUGCGCAAUCUUCGAUGCUGUGUUCACUGUCAAUAUUGACCAAACAAAUAUUGUCUAUCAACCAUCAAACACCUCGACUUUCGAAACAACUGGCUCAAAGCAAGUCUCUGUGAUUGGGCAGGAAGAAAAAUGA